Messenger RNA from Vespa mandarinia (Asian giant hornet), 5278 nucleotides. RefSeq names its product Synaptotagmin 7 (gene Syt7). The record is from RefSeq and is a predicted model, not a curated record. Gene Ontology annotation, cellular component: synapse; axon; exocytic vesicle. NCBI's taxonomy places the organism in Eukaryota, Metazoa, Arthropoda, Insecta, Hymenoptera, Vespidae. Gene Ontology annotation, molecular function: calcium-dependent phospholipid binding; clathrin binding; calcium ion binding. Gene Ontology annotation, biological process: calcium ion-regulated exocytosis of neurotransmitter; vesicle fusion.
UGACACAGAUGUUCAAUGUCUUCAAUCAACUAUUUCCACAGCACGAGAAGGUGCAACAACGUGUUCCUCUAUUCGACGUUUCUGGAAUAUUUCUACGAAAGAAUGAGUCAAAUGCUUCCGUGUAUGUGCUUGGUGGGCAUGGAAAGAAGAGACAUGAUCUUAACAGCAGUAUUUGGAACAGUCGGAGCUUUAGCAGUGAUCGUUGCUUUGGGUUUGGCAGUGUGGUUCUAUCUUCGUGCGAGAAAAUCGAAACAGCGCGAUGACGAUCUCGAGGAUCCGAAUGAGCACAGCGACGGUGGUACUGGCCAUCCAACGCAGUCAACGAAAAAGAACGGUUUCUUAAAUUUGAAGACAUGUCUUAUCAGCACAAAAACCCUUGGAGCGCAGUUGGAAACAACCGGUAGCCCGGCGAGCAAAUCACCGGCCGGCAGCAGUGCUGGUCCAGCUAGUAGUGCAGGUGCAAGUGCUGCCGUAGUUGCUCCAGGUAGUGCAAGCAAUGUCGGUGCAAGUGUCGAACCACGCACUCCAACGGCUGGACCGCAAAACAAGCAGCUCCAAAAUGUUAAAGGAGAUCACCCCUCGAAAGCCUUUCUGCAAAGCAGAUCCAUUUCCUUGGUCGAUAUGUACAUUGAUAAUUCGGAACCCAGCGAAAGCGUCGGCCAAAUUCAUUUUAGCCUCGAAUACAACUUCCAGAAGACGACGCUCAUUCUAAACAUCAUACAGGGUAAGGAUCUACCCGCAAAGGAUUUGUCUGGAACGUCUGAUCCGUAUGUACGCGUGACGCUACUUCCUGACAAAAAGCAUCGUCUCCAGACAAACAUCAAAAGACGCACACUGAAUCCGAAAUGGAACGAGACGCUUUAUUUCGAAGGUUUUCCUAUUCAGAAGUUGCAAAGCAGAGUGCUACAUCUUCACGUCUUCGAUUACGAUCGAUUCUCAAGGGACGACUCCAUAGGAGAAAUUUUUCUACCACUUUGUCAGGUCGAUCUAUCGGAGAAGCCAUCAUUUUGGAAGGCUCUUAAACCACCGGCUAAGGACAAAUGCGGAGAACUUUUGUGUUCGUUGUGCUAUCAUCCAAGUAAUUCGGUGCUUACGUUGUCGCUCUUAAAGGCGAGAAAUCUCAAGGCCAAAGACAUUAACGGGAAAUCAGAUCCUUAUGUAAAAGUCUGGCUACAAUUCGGCGACAAGAGAAUCGAAAAACGUAAGACACCAAUAUUCAAGUGCACUCUCAAUCCUGUAUUCAAUGAAACGUUCGCGUUCAACGUACCGUGGGAAAAGAUCAGAGAGUGUUCGCUCGAUGUUAUGGUCAUGGACUUUGAUAAUAUAGGACGUAAUGAGCUUAUUGGCCGUAUACAGCUCGCAGGUAAGAACGGAAGCGGUGCGAGCGAGACGAAACACUGGCAGGACAUGAUAACGAAACCAAAACAAACAGUAAUACAGUGGCAUCGUUUGAAGCCCGAAUAAAAAAUCAGCAAGGAGAAUGAUCUUUGCAGAUCGUACGUACGAACGAAUUCGGCCUCCGAGGAGAAGCGAUUCGUUCGAAGAGGGAUCGUUUGGGGAUGACGACGAUGACGACGACAACGACAACGACGACGCCGACGACGACUACGACGACCACGACGACGAUGAUGAUGAACGCGCUUCGAUCGAUCGUUCCGUAUAGAAAAGUUCAAUUAAAAAAAAAAAAAAAAAAAAAAAAAAAAAAAGCGAAGAACAACGUCAGGGAAAAAAACGACGUAUCCUCGUCGAUAUAUCCAUAUGUCGUGGAUAUACACACUGAUAUACAUACGUAUACGUACACACUUAAAGAUAUGUAUAUCCAUAUAGAAAAACUUCAUGCAAACAUUAAUCUACAGACAGACGUACAUGCAUUAUUGUACACGUUCACACUUAUAUCAUAUGUAUACUACGAAUGGCACGAAGAAGGGACGAGCGAUAUAAAAAAAAUUUCCCGAUUGGAAAUGAAGAGUUCGAAACGAAGAGAUCGCAUGAAAGGUAUAUAUAUGUGUAUAUAUAUACAUAUAUAUAUAUAUAUAUAUAUAUAUAUAUAUAUCUUGUAAGAAGUGGAUGAAUGUGUGCGUGCGUGCGUGCGUGUGUCAGUAUGUAUGUGACAGAGGGAGAAAGAGAGAAAGAGAGAGAGAGAGAAUGAACGAUCCUUAAUCGUGACGUUAAUUGACAUCGGCCAUGGGUUGUGAAGUAACUUUCUUCGAUCGACUGUUCCCGGGAGAACAGGAGAGAGAGAGAGAGAGAGAGUGUGUGUGUGUGUGUGUGUGUGUAUGUAUAAGAAAAAGAGAGAAAGAAGAAGGAAAAGGAAAAUCACAUUUCCUUGCCGAAUAAUAAAGUAACGAAGAAAAGAAAAAAAAUGAAGGUAAAAAAAGAAGAAAAAAAUCCAAGAAGAAGAAGAAGAAGAAAGGAAUAAGAAGGAGAUAAAGAGAUAUAGUAAGCUGUUAUCUUUCUCAGAGACGUUGUUGACCGUUUUGUAUUUUCGAAAGUACCGCCGGUAAUUUUUAAAACGAAUAUUCGCGCGCGCACCCCUCCUCCUCCCCCCGCCCUCGCCCCCGCCCCCGCCCCCGCCCCCGCCCAAGUUCAUUAUAGUGAGAGAUAGUUUUUAACGCUAAGGUAAUUUUUAUAUAUGAAUACAUUUUUGCUGCCGAGCGAGUAAUUUUCUAAUCGCGCAUUGACGCUAAUUAUAUAUGAUUUAUUCAUUUUUCUUAUCAUUUUCAGCUGCACAUUAACAUUAAUGAAAAUAGAAGAGUAAUUGAAAGAGAUGAACAGAUUUUUUCAAAAAAAAAAAAACAAAAAAAAAGAACAAAAAAAAACAAAAAAAAGGACAAAAAACGCGUGAAAUAUUACGAGCGAAAAUUUACGGAAAGUAAAUUAAAAAAAUAAGAAAAAAAAAAAUAAAAAAAGAAAAAAAAGAAAAAAAUAAAAAAGAAAUUACAUUUAUUUAGCUAUUAAACUUAUAAAAGAUAAUGUUUCAUUUUAUUUCUUUCUGUUGACGAUUCGAUCAAGAAAAGUAAUUUCGUUCGAAAAGCGAAACGAUUAAUUAGUACGAAAGGUGAACAAGUGCAAGCUGUUUCGGUUGUUUGAUUCGCUCGAUCAAAAUGAUCAUAAUUUUCAACUAAUAGCUAUUAUAGUAGUAUCAGCCAAUACGAAAGGGAUGAAAGAUAUAUAAAGAAAGAGAGAAAGAUAUUUUUAACGAGAAACUUUUGUAUCGAAGCCAGACGUGAUUUCUCGGGAGGGGUAGGGGGACAUUUUUCGAGCGGUAAAUUGUGAUCGGUGUACCUUAUACACUUAUUAACAAAAAUACAGGAAAAAAAAAAAUUGGAGAAGAGAGUUGAUGAAGGAAAAGAGAAAAAAAAAAAAAAAAAAGAAAAAAAUCUAUUGUUACAUUAUACCUGAUAUUCUGCUGUUAAUAACAAUAAUGUAGAUAAUCCCCGUCGAAUAAAAUUCGAUCGUGAAUUUUGCUUGAUACACGCUCGCUUCGAGCGUUCCUCUCUUAACGGGACGUACGGGAUAAGAGAAGAGGAAACGAAAAACUGAGAAAGGCAAAAGCUAUACUCGCUAUAUAAAAUAUAAUACAGGAUAGUAAAUCAAUUAUAGAUACGAAAAGUCCUACUUGUAACUGAUUAUUACAAAAUUAUUAUAAUAUCAUUAUCAAUAUCCGUUAAAAUAUUCGUAUCCAUAAUUAAUAUACAAUUCCGUAUUUAGAGCGAAUAUUAUUCGUGGAUCCGAUGCGUUUCCUCAUUUCGAUCGAUCGAACGACCGUCGUCGCUUAGGGCUCGAAGAUAUCAAAAUAUCACGGGAUAUACCUGUAUGUAUAUGUAUGUAUAUCGCGGUUACGGUAAAAUAUACUGACACGUUUUUUUUUUUUUUUUCUUUUUUUUUAUUAUCUCUUUUGCCGCAACUUAUUCAUUUUGCGUGUUGCGAAAGUGCAUGUAAGUAAGGGAUAAGAGAAAACUAACUAAUACGUUCUACGUUCUGAUAGGAAAAAAAGUCCGAUUAAAAAAAGACAGGAUAUACGGUCGUUUUCUUUCGAAAGCCUCUCAAAAAUUAUUGUAAAAAAAAAAUUCUCUAAUACACGCGCAUAUUUUUACGAAUACCUAUUGAGUUAGCUUAACGAAAUAGAGCUAUGUAAACGAAGAAACGACGUUGUACGUUUUCAUAAUCGAAGAUCGAUCUCUCCUGUCGCGUCUAAAAUGAGGCUUAUUGUGUGCACGAAGAGAGAGAGAGAGAGAGAGAGAGAGAGAGAGAGGCGGAUUGCAUACCGUAAGGGGUUAGUACGUAAAAAAAAAAAAACUAAAUAAAUAAAAGCGAAUAAAUUAGUCUAUAAUAUAAAUAUAUAUAAUAUAUAUUUAUGUAUUAUAUAUAUUAUAUAUAGAUUAUAUAUACAUAUAUAUAUAUAUAUAUAAUGUGAGUAAAUGGUUAUAUAAUGAAUAUAUUAUAUAAAACCAGUAUUUCUGUGUUGUCAGGGAGUUCUGCCCCCUGGAUCCCCGGCGAAAAAGCUUUGCCUUUUUCGCAAUAAGUAUGAUCGAUGUAGUUUUGUCAUCGUGAUGAUUUUCUUUCUGCAUAAUAGUACACUCGUUUCAAUCGUUCAGCUUUUAUCCGUUAGGCACGACCGUUAUUACAUAUGCAAUAUUUUAAUAUUAAUAAUUAUUCGUAUUGGAUCACACGAUCAUAAUAAUAAUAAUAAUUGAUCAACUUGUUUGAAAUUUGAUGAAAUCAAUAGUAAUCUCUUCAUGUGACACAAAAGUUGUUUAUAAAAUUUAAUCAUAUCCUCUGGGUGUCGAUCAAUUUUUCUUGCUAUGAGUCUAAAAAAAAGAAAAAAAAAAGAAAAAAAGAAAAAAGGAAGAAGAAGAAGAAAAAGAAAGAAAAGAUUUAGAAAAACAUUACAUCUACAUUUAGACAUUUAGGAAACAUUCAUAAUUCAUGCAGAACUUGAAACAUAAUUGAAAAAUUGUAUUUUUAUCGAAUGUUACAGCGUGGCAACGCUUUUCGCAAUGGCGAUUACAUAAAGAAACUCCAUGCGGUCGUGCCUAAAAAGUAUUGGAGUAGCACAAAAGAUUAGAUAAUAUUUGUAUGUCGUAGCCUGUAUACAUUGUAUAUACGUAUAAGAUGAAAGAAGAAAAUUAAAAAAAUGUUUCCCGGUUUAUUGAUCAUGUACGUUAAAAUGAUGGUAUUACGUGGUGUUGUUUAUUAGAAAUCUCAAAUUUAAGAAGUUUCAGAGUCCGGUCGUUUAGUUGAAAGUUUUGUGAAAAAUUGUUGCUGUUAACUAACA